GCUCCUGGCGGGAGGGCGCGCUCGAUGGGCGCCCUUUGGCUGCGGGACGAGAGGAGGAUGCUGGGAAGGAGGUAAAAUGGCCACCGGUGGCGGAACGGAGGAGGAGAAGAUGCGGGGACGGCCGCAGCUCUUGCCUCCAGCGCGGCCCGGGGCUCCGGGCGAGGAGGCCGAGGGCACCCGCGAGAAGAUGGGCUGGGCCCAGGUGGUGAAGAAUCUGGCCGAAAAGAAGGGCGAGUUCCGCGACCCGCGGCCACCACGGCGGGAGGAAGAAAGCAGCAGCGUGAACGCGGGAAGCAGGCUCAGCGCCCCCGCAGGCCUGGCGGCGCCGGGCCUCGGCGACUUCCCGCCAGCCGGCCGCGGGGACCCGAAGGGCCGACGGAGAGAGCCAGCUGGCGAGGCGGCGGACUCCCGCAAGAAGAAGGGCGCCGCUGAGCCAAGCAGGAAGAAAAAGGCCGAGGCGGCGGCCAUCGCGACUCCUGCCCGGGCCGGCGAGGCCGACGAUGCGGGCGAGCAACCGCUCCCGGACGAGCAGGGGGCGGCAACGGUGGCCCCCACUGCCGGCCCGGGUAAGGGGCGCUUCCUCGUGCGCAUCUGCUUCCAGGGCGACGAGGGCGCCUGCCCGACCCGGGACUUCGUGGUGGGAGCGCUCAUCCUGGGCUCCAUCGGCAUGGACCCGAGCGACAUCUACGCAGUCAUCCAGAUCCCCGGCAGCCGUGAGUUUGACGUGAGCUUCCGCUCAGCGGAGAAGCUGGCUCUAUUCCUCCGCGUCUACGAGGAGAAGCGCGAGCAGGAAGACUGCUGGGAGAACUUUGUAGUGCUGGGGCGGAGCAAGUCCAGCUUGAAGACGCUCUUCAUCCUCUUCCGGAACGAAACAGUGGACGUGGAGGACAUCGUCACCUGGCUCAAGCGCCACUGCGACGUGCUGGCCGUGCCCGUGAAAGUGACCGAUAGGUUUGGGAUCUGGACGGGGGAAUACAAGUGCGAGAUCGAGCUGCGCCAGGGGGAGGGUGGGGUCAGGCACCUGCCGGGGGCCUUCUUUCUGGGGGCCGAGAGAGGCUACAGCUGGUACAAGGGGCAGCCCAAGACAUGCUUUAAAUGUGGUUCCCGGACCCACAUGAGCGGCAGCUGCACGCAGGACAGGUGUUUCAGGUGCGGAGAAGAGGGGCACCUGAGCCCUUACUGCCGAAAGGGCAUCGUGUGCAACCUCUGUGGCAAGCGAGGGCAUGCCUUUGCUCAGUGUCCCAAAGCAGUUCACAAUUCCAUGGCAGCUCAGCUCUCUGGCGUGGCCGGGCACUGAACCCCCUGCCUGCCUGCCUUCCUGCCUGCCUGCCUGCCUGCCUGCCAGGGUGAACACACAGCCAGCUUACCCCUCUUAAGUGCCAAAACUUUUUUUAAAGUAUUUUUUAUUGUUUUUGAAGGAGAUCUUUUAAAAAACCUACCAGAGAUGUCUCUAUGCCUUCUUGAACCGAGUUUACUCCAUUUCAGCUUGUUCUGAAUUGGUGAUUCUCACCAGUAAUGACUACCCAGAACUGUAUCAUGCAGAUGCUACUCCUCCCUUUAUAAAAUUUUAUUUUGA
Molecule: messenger RNA, 1576 nt
Organism: Heterocephalus glaber (naked mole-rat)
Lineage: Eukaryota; Metazoa; Chordata; Mammalia; Rodentia; Bathyergidae
Gene: Zcchc3
Product: zinc finger CCHC-type containing 3
Biological process (GO): cellular response to exogenous dsRNA; activation of innate immune response; detection of virus
Cellular component (GO): cytoplasm
Molecular function (GO): RNA binding; zinc ion binding; double-stranded DNA binding
Source: RefSeq, a predicted model, not a curated record